AUGAGUGAUUACAGCAUUGACAUGAUACAACAAGACCAAGUUGAUCACAGCUUUCCAUCUCAGAUUUCAGAACCCCUGAUGAACAGAAUGACCCCAGAGAAUCCCCAGCCAGACCUGUUUAUCAACAUGGAUGAUUCCAGCAUGAACUUGAUACCACAGGCUCCAGCUGAUCCCACGAUAUGGAAGAAGCAUCAAGAAUGCACCUCAUUCACCCACAUACAGCAUGAAGAGUUGGAGGCUCUGUUUAGCCAUACCAUGUUUCCAGAUAAAAAUCUCCAGAAGGAACUCGCUUUGAAACUCAACCUACCACAGUCAACGGUAAAGACUUGGUUCAAGAACCGGCGGUUCAAAUUGAGGAAGCAGCAGCGGCAAUAAGAGCAAUCACUAAAUCAACCAUACCAGAUCCUUCCAGGCAAGAAUAUGCCCCACUCACCCACAGCACCAACCAGGCCUCAUUCUUUUUUUCCUGCAGUUUCAGAUUUCUAUAGCUCCCUUCCACCUCAGCCCUGGCCUUCUAAUUGGGCAUGGGACUCUGUCAUCACUGAGAGUCCCACAAGUGAUGUCCAAAUGCAAGAUCCUCAGUUGGAGAGGCUAGUGGCCUCAGUUCCUGCCUUGUACUCGGAUGCCUAUGACAUAGCCCAAAUCAUAAAACUAUAUAGUUUUCCUGAUGAGGAUGAGAUAUCCAGAUCUUCUUUUCACUGUCUAUAUCAGUAUCUCUCACCCACAAGGCCCCAGCUAGAAGAACAGAGUUCCUCUCUUAACGUCUUUGCUGGUCUGGCUUUAGGUCUAUCUCCUGGGCAAACCUGGUCCAGUAUGACAAGCUGGGGCUUUGCAGCCUACAGUCUAAGAGACAGUCUGGAAUUCCAGAACCCCUCCAGCAUGGUGGACUUUGGAUUUCAUUGA
This is a messenger RNA of Ceratotherium simum simum (southern white rhinoceros), 903 nucleotides long. The record is from RefSeq and is a predicted model, not a curated record. NCBI's taxonomy places the organism in Eukaryota, Metazoa, Chordata, Mammalia, Perissodactyla, Rhinocerotidae.